Pelagomonas calceolata is the source of this 558-nucleotide messenger RNA. The record is from the annotation of a GenBank genome assembly. NCBI's taxonomy places the organism in Eukaryota, Pelagophyceae, Pelagomonadales, Pelagomonadaceae.
AAGUAAGGCAUCGAGCUCGAGCUCGCCCGGGCCAAAAAAGAGGCUACAGCUAGCGCAAACUCAUCUGAGUGUCGCGUUUGAUCAUCCGCAGCACUGUGAGCCCGCCGCAUCCGCCGCAGCGGACACAUGGCUUCUCUCGAGUUCCCCGCGCCGGCCAGGGCGGUGAACGAGCCCAUCGCAGCGAGCGCGCCCCCGGCCCCGAAUCACCCCCUCGCCGCGCGGCUGAAGCCCGACGCCGGCCGCACGGCGAAGCUGCAGGAGGUACGCGCGGUGUACGGCAGCGGCCUCGCGAUGCGUUUAGCAGGAGAAGACGCGAUGGCGUCGGAGGUCGCCCGCCUGCCGGGACUCGAGUCGUCGCACGUCCUGCGCGACACGAUCCGCGGCGACGCCGAGUCGCUCGGCUUCGAGGACGUGCUGAACCUGCCGUCCGAGGCGGCCGAAGCGCCGAAGGCGUCGCUCCACGACCGCGCGGAACGGCUCUACGGCAUCGGCGGCGGCGGCCCGGAAAUUAUCUAGUCUGAGAGAGAGAGGAGCGUGUGUAAUUAUCAUUCAUCCGUA